Manihot esculenta (cassava) is the source of this 1329-nucleotide messenger RNA. RefSeq names its product ubiquinone biosynthesis protein COQ9-B, mitochondrial. The record is from RefSeq and is a predicted model, not a curated record. Gene Ontology annotation, biological process: ubiquinone biosynthetic process. Lineage: Eukaryota; Viridiplantae; Streptophyta; Magnoliopsida; Malpighiales; Euphorbiaceae. Gene Ontology annotation, molecular function: lipid binding. The transcript has 6 exons. Gene Ontology annotation, cellular component: mitochondrial inner membrane. Bases 80 to 1036 code for a protein of 318 amino acids.
UCAGCCAGAGUAGUAGGAAUGAUAGUCUCUUUUUCCAGUUUCCUCCUUGCUGCCUUCUGCAAGCUGAGUUACAAUAAAGAUGUACAGAACGGCUGCUAAGCGGCUAUUCUCCGGUGCAGCCGUGGGUAAGAGUAGGGACGCCCAUCUUAGAUUCCUUAAUAUCCAACCUAUCGUUACCGUGUCUCGCUUUUUCACCUCAGUGAAUCCUCAGUCAUUCUCCAAUCAGAACCCUAAUAGUCAAAAUCAAAUCCCUCGUGUGAAUGUUGAGGCCACAGCUAACCAAUCAGAUUCAAACGCGUCAUCAGCUUCCGGUGGGUCACCGUCAUUUACGGCUGACGAGUCCCGAUACCGUCAUCAGCACCGACAGGAGAGGCGGAUACCGAGAAUUGAGUACCAAGAAGAGCAAGCUCGCGUUCUUCAGGCUUCCCUCCGCCACGUGAUAAGGUUGGGAUGGAGUGAAGGAGCCAUGAUUGCUGGUGCAAGGGACGCUGGUCUCUCCCCGGCUAUCGUUGGAUCUUUUCCUCGAAAAGAAGCUUCACUAGUCGAGUUUUUUAUGGAUGAGUGCUUACAAAAUCUCAUUGAUCGGAUUGACACUGGGGAGGAGUUACAAAACUUGGCACCCAGUGAGCGCAUCUCGAAGCUCGUUAGGAUGCGCUUAGAAAUGCAAGCUCCGUACAUUUCAAAAUGGCCCCAAGCUCUGAGCAUCCAGGCACACCCAUCAAAUGUUGCAACUAGUUUUAAGCAGCGUGCAAUGCUGCUUGAUGAGAUCUGGCAUGCUGCUGGUGAUGAUGGCUCGGAUAUUGAUUGGUAUGUAAAACGCACUGUCUUGGGAGGGAUAUACUCAACAACUGAGAUUUACAUGCUGACAGAUAGUUCCCCAGAUUUUCGUGAUACAUGGGCAUUCUUGGAUAAUCGAGUGAAAGAUGCCUUUGAUUUGAAGAAGACAAUGCAAGAGGCAGUGUACUUGGCUGAAGCUGUUGGUGCUGGAAUGGGGAAUCCUAUGCAAGGAUUUUUGAAGAGGGUCUUUCAGAGGUGAUUUCGUUGCUCUCAGUGCUGCAGAGAAGGGAUCAAAAGCUAAAGGAGAUGCCUUUAAGUUGCUCUCAAAUGCUCCACUGCUAAAGCUAAUACCUUUUAGCAAGUUAAUGGUCAUUUUUCCACCGAUAGUCCUUUCAUCUAGGAGGGAAAAAAUAUUAGCAUUUUAUGUUCAUGGAACUAAGAAUCAAUUUUGGUUGAAUAAUAGUAAAAUGGAUGGAUCAUAUUUUCAUUUACGUUGGCUCUUCGUCGAUAAAUAAGCCAUCUUUUAAAUAUAAUGGAUUUUGGUUUGAUCUA